Messenger RNA from Nymphaea colorata (pocket water lily), 968 nucleotides. Its product is annotated as probable plastid-lipid-associated protein 11, chloroplastic. The record is from RefSeq and is a predicted model, not a curated record. Lineage: Eukaryota; Viridiplantae; Streptophyta; Magnoliopsida; Nymphaeales; Nymphaeaceae. Bases 112 to 819 code for a protein of 235 amino acids. The transcript has 3 exons.
ACUGAAAAAUGUAAAUUUUAUUUAUUCACAAUUUUCCGGAAUAUUUCCUCCUCCUCCUCCUUCUUCUUCCUUGUCUUUAUUUCUGUUUCCUACUGCGAGUUUCUGAUUUCCAUGGAAGCUCUCUUCCUGCAUUCGUCUUCCCCAUGUCCUCCGUCCUCUCUUAUUUUUUCUAGCUCUCGCAGAAUCCCCGUAACAAGAAAUCUGGACGCCUCUAGAAUCGUCAAAGGGAGAUGCGGACGCCCUAAUUCCACAAGCAAGUCGAUCGCCGCGAGCGUCCGCGAGUCUUCCCGACUUGCCCGGGACGAUCUGCUGGGCCUGAUUGCCGACCAGGAGAGGGGGAUCCGGACGAUCGGCGACGAGUCGAAGAGGGCGCAGAUCGUCCGGGCGAUUGACGCCCUCGGCGACGAGGGGAAGGACACGGUGACGACGGGGCCGUCGCUCUCCGGAACGUGGAGGAUGCUGUGGACGACGGAGAAGGAGCAGCUGUUCAUCAUCCGAAACGCUCGCCUGUUCGGGACACUCGCCGGCGACGUCCUGCAGGUGAUCGACGUCGAGGGCCGCAGUCUCAACAAUGUCAUCACGUUUCCUCCGUCGGGAGUCUUCUUCGUCCGCUCCGGCAUCCAGAUCGCGUCUCCACAGAGGGUGAAUUUCAGAUUCACAAGUGCCGUUUUGCGAGGUUCAGGCUGGGAGCUUCCUUUGCCCCCUUUUGGACAAGGAUGGUUUGAAUCUAUCUAUCUAGACGACAUGAUCCGCGUUGCCAAGGAUAUUCGGGGAGAUUAUUUGGUUGUUGACCGUGCUCCUUAUAGCUGGAAAGAAUGAAACAUGCAUGCAAGCACGGUAAUCUUAACUUUUUUUUCCGUGGCUUUCGUCGUUGCUUUGCAAAGGAAACUCGCACGUACUUAGGCAUGCACUUGAGUGCAGUGCCUAUGUUUAUCUCUUACUAUAUCAACAAAAUGCUUUUUUGUUCA